AUGCACCUGAUAAAGGCACCAAUUGUUGCUGGAAGGGAGCCUGGUGCAACAGCAGAAGAGAGACAACUGGGGCUAGAGAGAUCUGCUGAACUUAGUAUGAAAGUAAACCAAUUUAUACUCAGAAGAACAAAUGCCUUGUUAUCAGAGCACCUACCACCAAAGGUAUUAGAGGUGGUUUGUUGCAAACUGACUCCUCUUCAAGUUUUGUUCUCUUCUUGUGAUGCUAAUAAAUAUCUUAUGCUUUACCAACUGGCACGGGUUAAAAGAGCCAUUGUUGAAGAUGUGAAACAAUCCAAAAUCUUGGCAUACAUUACAGCUCUUUAAAAUCUGUGCAAUCAUCCGAAGCUCAUUUUUGACACUAUUCGGAGUGGGGGUUCAGGUUCUGGGUUUGAGGACUGUUUGCAUCUUUACCCACCUGAGUUAUUCUCUGGGAGAUCUGGAUCAUGGACUGGUGGAGGUGGUAUCUGGGUAGAAUUGUCUGGAAAAAUGCAUGUCUUGGCAAUUCUUGUUUCAAACUACACCCAAACGUUGGAUCUUUUCGCUCAGUUGUGUCGUGAAAGAAGAUAUCCUUUCCUAAGGCUUGAUGGGUCCACUUCAAUAAGCAAAAGGCAAAAGCUCGUCAACCGAUUUAAUGACAUAUCAAAGGAUGAGUUUGUGUUUCUCUUAAGCAGCAAGGCUGGUGGAUGUGGACUUAAUUUGAUAGGUGGAAAUCGUUUGGUUCUUUUUGAUCCAGAUUGGAAUCCUGCCAAUGACAAACAGGCAGCUGCAAGGGUUUGGAGAGAUGGACAGAAGAAGCGAGUGUACAUAUACAGGUUCCUAACAGCAGGAACUAUUGAGGAAAAGGUCUAUCAACGUCAAAUGUCGAAAGAAGGCCUUCAGAAAGUAAUUCAACAAGAGCAAUUGGAAAACCUUGGACUGCAGGCUAAUCUUAUUUCUACAGAAGACUUGAGGGAUCUUUUCACCUUGCAUGCUAACAUAAGGUCGGAAAUUCAUGAAACUAUGAACUGCGCACGCUGCAAUACCAACUAUAUGCAAGUCGAAGAUGGCAUAAAAAGUCUGACACAGUAUGUAUUUGAAAGAAGGGUGGCAGAAGAUGAAUGUCACACUGAUCAGCCGGAUGCUGAUAUUGGUGGAUUUGCAAAGAUUGCUGGAUGCCUUGAAGAGUUGAAAAAUUCAGAGAAGCAACUGGGAAGACCUCUUGAGGAGGACUUAGCAAGCUGGGGGCAUGAUUCCUCUUCAACUACUGUUCCUGACGUGAUUCUUCAAGCUUCAGCUGGUGAAGAGCUUUUAUAG
This is a messenger RNA of Nymphaea colorata (pocket water lily), 1293 nucleotides long. RefSeq names its product protein CHROMATIN REMODELING 25-like. Gene Ontology annotation, cellular component: nucleus. The record is from RefSeq and is a predicted model, not a curated record. Lineage: Eukaryota; Viridiplantae; Streptophyta; Magnoliopsida; Nymphaeales; Nymphaeaceae. The transcript is spliced from 15 exons. Gene Ontology annotation, biological process: double-strand break repair via synthesis-dependent strand annealing; reciprocal meiotic recombination. Gene Ontology annotation, molecular function: ATP binding; DNA translocase activity; ATP-dependent chromatin remodeler activity.